GCCGAGCAAAUGAACAACCCAUCAAUUUUCCAAAUCUCUUACCAUUCAAUCUUAAGCAAUUAAGGCUUGCUCUAUGGCACAGAACCAAGCAAGCAAUGCUUCCACUCAGGUUGUUUCUCCAGAAACCUUGGAAAGAGUCAGAGAGAUAAUCUCAACCCUUCCAUCUGACAAUUGCUGGAAACACGUCCAACCCUUCUGCCUAUACCAAGGCUUUUGGUGCUACCCUUUUUUACUAGAAGGUGUCAUUUUAGCUCAAGAGUUCUUCAAGGCAGAACCAAGUGAUAUCUUUCUCUGCACCCCUCCAAAACAUGGCACCACUUGGAUCAAGGCCCUAACCAUUGCCAUUGUGACUCGAACCCGUUUUGACCGUUCCAUGAGUCCCCUGCUCUCCAACUUACCUCACGACAUUCUACAUCAUCUGGAGGAAGACUUUGGUAAGAAGCCGGAUGUACGCGUACCGGGGCUCCCUCUCAUCCCCACUCACAUACCGUAUGAUUCCUUGCCAAAGUCUGUCAAAGAUUCCGAUUGCAAGAUUGUUUAUGUUCGUAGAGAAAUAAAGGAUGCUUUUACUUCGGAGUACAACUUCUCAAUCAGUUUGAGCUCAAAGGAUCGCGGUGAAUGUCAUGACUAUGAUGAACCUAGCGAGUCCAUGCCUUUGGAGGAGGCAUUCGAGUUGUUCUGUGAAGGAAAGUCUCUAUAUGGACCUUGUUGGGACCAUAUUCUAGGAUACUGGAAGGCAAGUUUAGAACGACCAGGGAGAGUGUUGUUUUUAAAAUAUGAAGAUCUGAAGAAAGACACUGCCUUUUAUGUGAAGAAAUUGGCAGAAUUCAUGGGAUACCCUUUUUCAAUGGAGGAAGAACAAGAGGGAGUAGUGCAGAAAAUUGUAGACUUGUGCAGUUUUGAGAAUUUGAGCAGCCUGGAGGUGAACAAGACUGGAACAUUUCAUCGCCAAGGUCUGCUCAGGUUCCCAAACAAAUCCUUUUUCCGGAAAGGGGAGGUAGGGGAUUGGAAGAAUCAUCUUACACCUGAGAUGGCGGAACGUCUUGACAAAAUAAUGAAGGACAAACUAAUUGGCUCUGGAUUAUCUUUCAGUGCCUGAUCAGCAUAUAACAUGGCCAAAUUUGACUUCAGUGUGUUGAGCGAUAUGUAAUCAUUAUGAAUAAGAACCGUUAUCUUAUUUUCAGUUUUAAUAUUUUUCUAAUUUUAGUUGCAUAAUGAAAAGUAAUCAUUUCU
Molecule: messenger RNA, 1233 nt
Organism: Rubroshorea leprosula
Lineage: Eukaryota; Viridiplantae; Streptophyta; Magnoliopsida; Malvales; Dipterocarpaceae
Source: the annotation of a GenBank genome assembly